Cuscuta epithymum is the source of this 3378-nucleotide messenger RNA. The record is from the annotation of a GenBank genome assembly. Lineage: Eukaryota; Viridiplantae; Streptophyta; Magnoliopsida; Solanales; Convolvulaceae.
GGAGAACAUAGCUUCUUAGAAGGCUGCCAUGAUGAUGAUGCAAUAAUAACAUCAAAAUGGAGAGCAGUCGUCUGAACAACAAUGGGUUAAGACAAUAUUCUCCCACAUCCCCGCCUCUUCCACUCACUCACGUCUUUCCACUGACGGAAGACAAAACGAACACGCCUUCCCUUCGUCAACUCCCACCGUCAGAUAUGGCGGCCGCCGUAGUUUGCCGGCCACACCUCCUCCUCCUCCUCACUGUCGUAUCCUUCCUCCUCCUACUCUCUUCCGCCGCCGCCGACGAGCUCCACUCCCUCCUAUCCAUCAAGUCUGCCCUUCAAACCACCGACACCAACGUAUUCAACACCUGGACCGCCGACAACUCUCCCUGCAACUUCACCGGAGUUACAUGUAAUUCUCUCGGCUCCGUCGCGGAAAUCGACCUUUCCCUUCAAAACCUCUCUGGGUCUGUCCCCUUUGGUUCUAUUUGCGCUCUCAACUCGUUGGAGAAGCUCUCGCUCGGGUACAACUCACUCUCCGGCGAAGUCUCAGGCGACUUGAAUAAGUGCGUCGGAUUGAAAUACUUAGACCUAGGCAACAAUUCCUUCACCGGGUCGAUUCCGGAGAUCCCGUUUCUCAAUCAGAUGACUUAUCUGUACAUGAAUCGCAGUGGGUUUUCUGGAAAAAUCCCGUGGAGCUCUCUGGAGAACAUGACUGAGCUGGAGGUUCUUAGCCUGGGCGACAAUGGGUUCGACAGUUCUCCGGUGCCGGACGGGAUUCGGAAACUUACAAAGUUGAAUGUGCUCUACCUAUCGAAUUGUAGUCUCGUAGGCGAGAUCCCAGCAGGGAUUGGGGAUCUCACGGAGCUAAUAAGCUUAGAGCUAUCUAUGAAUAAUCUUACCGGAGAAAUUCCUCUCGGUAUUUCAAACCUCCGGAAACUCCGGGAACUCGAGCUUUAUUCCAAUAGUCUCACCGGGAAGUUGCCCGUCGGCUUUGGGAAUCUCUCAAACCUGGAACUCUUUGAUGCUUCAUCUAAUAAACUUUCUGGGGAUCUUUCUGAAAUCAGGAGCUUGAAUAAGCUGGUCAGCCUGCAGGUUUUCGAGAACAGAUUUUCCGGCGAAGUUCCGGCGGAGAUGGGGGAGUUCAAGAAUCUGAUAAACUUGUCACUUUACACUAACCAGUUCACCGGACAACUACCUCCAAAGCUUGGUUCAUGGUCAGAGUUCAAUUUCAUUGACGUGUCUGAGAAUUUCUUCACCGGUCCUAUUCCACCGGAGAUGUGCAAACGGGGGAAGAUGGUGAAGCUCUUGAUUCUUCAGAACAACUUCACCGGAGAAAUCCCAGAAAGCUACAGUAACUGUACCACUCUGAAGCGUUUCCGGGUGAGCAAGAAUUCACUUUCCGGUCCAAUUCCUAGCGGAAUUUGGGGUCUGCCCAAUCUUGAUAUAUUAGAUCUCUGUGACAACGGAUUCGAAGGAUCUAUAACUUCAGACAUCGGAAAUGCUAAGACUUUGGGGCAGUUGUUUCUGGAUAAUAACAAACUCUCCGGCUAUCUGCCACCAGAAAUAUCGGGUGCUUCCGCCUUAGUGUCGAUUAAAUUAAGCAAUAAUCAGUUCUCAGGCGAAAUCCCGCAAACUAUAGGAGAUCUUAAACAGCUAGGUACUCUUCAUUUAACCAAUAACAAAUUCUCAGGCUCAAUUCCAUAUUCAUUAGGCUCUUGUGUGUCCCUCAGUGAUUUAAAUUUAGCUUACAAUUCUCUUACCGGGAAUAUUCCGGCGACCAUCGGCUCAUUAUCGACUUUGACAUCCCUGAAUGUAUCUGGAAAUAGACUCUCUGGUCAAAUCCCACAGAUGUUAUCAUCCUUAAAGCUCAAUGUGAUCGACCUAUCCAAUAAUCAACUCACAGGCCCCAUCCCGGAGUCUCUUUUUGUUGAGGCUGAUAAUGGCAGCUUCACAGGAAACAACGGCCUUUGUAGCCAAAAUAAAAUGAAGUUUUUUCGGCGGUGUUCAAGGGAUUUCAGAAAAUCCCAUGAUCCUCGCACUCUUUUGCUUUGUUUGGUGGCACUUACAAUGGCUAUAGUAAUUAUUUCCUUGGCAUUUAUCUUCUAUCUUAAGAAAGGUAGUACAAGGAAGUCUCACCGCGAGCGGUCAUGGAAGGAAGAUGCUUGGGAUGUGAAAUCUUUCCGUUUGUUGAGCUUCACGGAAGACGAAAUCCUUGACGCGGUCAAACAAGAAAAUUUGAUUGGCAAAGGUGGGUCUGGGAGCGUAUACAAAGUGGUCUUGAGAAACGGUAAAGAAUUGGCCGUGAAACACAUUUGGAAUUCCGACAGCAUUGGACGGAGAAUGGUUGGUGGCUCCGCAACGCCUAUUUUGGGGAAAAGUGGGUCGAAGUCGAAACAAUUCGAGGCCGAGGUUCAAACUCUUAGCUCAAUAAGGCAUGUGAAUGUUGUGAAGUUGUAUUGCAGUAUUACAAGUGAGGACUCCAGCUUGCUGGUUUAUGAGUAUAUGCCAAAUGGAAGUUUAUGGAACCGGUUGCACAAUUGUCAAAAGGCAGAAUUUGGUUGGGAGACAAGGUAUGAGGUUGCGGUUGGAGCUGCAAAGGGAUUGGAGUAUCUACAUCACUGCUGUGACCGUCCGGUAAUUCAUCGGGAUGUAAAGUCGAGCAACAUUUUAUUGGACGAGGAUUUCAAGCCGAGGAUUGCAGACUUUGGUCUUGCCAAGAUUGUGCAACCCUAUUCUUGCAAAGAUUCAACUCAAGUCAUUACUGGGACUUAUGGGUACAUUGCCCCUGAAUAUGGAUAUACCCACAAAGUGAACGAGAAGAGCGAUGUGUAUAGCUUCGGAGUGGUGCUAAUGGAACUGGUAUCGGGGAAACAGGCGAUAGAACCAGCAGUGUAUGGUGACAACAAUGACAUUGUGAGUUGGGUGAGCAACAAAAUGAAGAAGGAAGAGAGUUUGGAGAGCAUAGUUGAUUCAAGUAUCCAAGCAGCUCACAGAGAAGAUGCAGUCCAAGUCCUAAAGAUAGCCAUUAUGUGCACUGCUAGGCUGCCUAGUCUAAGGCCAAGUAUGAGGAGUGUAGUUAAAAUGCUAGAAGAUGUAGAGCUUUGCAGGUUGUCAGGGAUUAUAAUAGGCAAUGGUGGCAGCAAGUUGGAGUCUGCAUAAAUAUUUAUGCAAUCUGAUGACUAGUUGAGGAUGGACUAUCCAAUGUGAUAUAGCAUCCAUAAAAGUGUAAUGUUUUUUUACUAAAACCAUAAAAUUUUGGAUCAUGUAACAUAGCAACCAUAAAAUAAUGGAUCUUGUAACAUAGAAACCAUAAAAAUGAUGGAUCUUGUAAAAAAACUCUUGUUUUAGAACUCUUUUUGUCAUGAUUCUGGUAAAGUCAUUGAGAUAAUUCCCC